This is a messenger RNA of Lasiosphaeria miniovina, 1338 nucleotides long. RefSeq names its product ornithine-oxo-acid transaminase. Bases 1 to 1338 code for a protein of 445 amino acids. Gene Ontology annotation, molecular function: pyridoxal phosphate binding; identical protein binding; L-ornithine transaminase activity. The record is from RefSeq and is a predicted model, not a curated record. The transcript has 3 exons. Gene Ontology annotation, cellular component: cytoplasm. Lineage: Eukaryota; Fungi; Ascomycota; Sordariomycetes; Sordariales; Lasiosphaeriaceae.
AUGGCGCCCCACGCACACAACGACGUCUCCAACGGCACCCCGGCCGGGCCGGCGCGCUACCAUGCCGUCUCGACCAAGGCCGCCAUCGGCGCCGAGAACGAGUACGCCGCCCACAACUACCACCCCCUGCCCGUCGUCUUCGCGAGAGCCCAGGGCGUCAGCGUUUGGGAUCCCGAGGGCAAGCACUAUCUCGAUUUUCUCUCUGCAUACAGUGCUGUCAAUCAGGGCCACUGCCACCCAGAGCUGAUCAGGGCCCUUACCGAGCAGGCUUCCCGUCUGACCCUCAGCUCGCGCGCCUUCCACAACGACGUCUUCCCCGUCUGGGCUGAGAAGCUACGCCACACCUUCGGCUACGACAUGGUGCUGCCCAUGAACACGGGCGCCGAGGCUGUCGAGACCGCCAUCAAGAUCGCGCGGAAGUGGGCCUACAAGGUCAAGAAGGUGCCCCAGGGCAGGGCCCUCGUCUUCAGCGCCGCAGACAACUUCCAUGGCCGGACGAUGACGGCCAUCUCGCUGUCUGUCGACCCCGAGUCGCGCGACAACUACGGCCCCUUCGUCCCCAACCUGGGCGCAUUCGUCCCGUCCACCGGCAAGCCCAUCCGGUAUAACAACGUGGCCGACCUCGAGGCCGCCCUCGACGCGCACGGCCACGAGACGGCUGCCUUCAUCGUCGAGCCCAUACAGGGCGAGGCCGGCGUCGUGGUGCCCGACGACGACUACCUCCAGAAGGUGGCCGAGCUGUGCAAGAAGCACAACGUGCUCCUGAUUUGCGACGAGAUCCAGACGGGCAUCGCCCGCACCGGCCGCAUGCUCUGUUGCGAGUGGGCCGGCAUCAAGCCCGACAUGGUCACGCUCGGCAAGGCCAUCUCGGGCGGCAUGUACCCCGUGAGCUGCGUGCUGGCCAGCAAGGACAUCAUGCUGGUCGUCGAGCCCGGCACCCACGGCUCCACAUACGGUGGCAACCCGCUGGGCUGCGCCGUGUCGAUUCGCGCGCUCGAGCUCGUCGAGGAGGAGAAGCUGAUCGAGAAGGCCGAGCGCCUGGGCCGCAUCUUUCGCGAGGGCAUCGAAGCCUUCAAGUCUCCAAUCGUGCAAAUCGUCCGCGGCAAGGGACUCUUGAACGCCGUCGUCAUCGAUGAGUCAACCACGGCAGGCAGAACCGCCUGGGAUCUGUGCAUAUUGCUCAAGGAGAAGGGCCUACUGGCAAAACCGACGCACGGGAACAUCAUCCGGUUCGCACCCCCGCUCGUUAUCACCGAGGAGCAACUCCGGACCUCUCUCGACCUCAUUGGCGGAGCCUUGAAGGAGCUGCUCACGACGAAGAAGGCGGAAGCGCACUAG